Pygocentrus nattereri (red-bellied piranha) is the source of this 990-nucleotide messenger RNA. Its product is annotated as olfactory receptor 13C8-like. Gene Ontology annotation, cellular component: membrane. Gene Ontology annotation, biological process: G protein-coupled receptor signaling pathway. The transcript has a single exon. Lineage: Eukaryota; Metazoa; Chordata; Actinopteri; Characiformes; Serrasalmidae. The coding region runs from base 1 to 990 and encodes 329 amino acids. Gene Ontology annotation, molecular function: olfactory receptor activity; G protein-coupled receptor activity. The record is from RefSeq and is a predicted model, not a curated record.
AUGUCAGUUGAAAACCAGACAAUCUCUUCGGUCAUAACAGAGUUUUUUAUUGUGGGUUUCCUCGGAAUACAACCAGAAUACUACAACCUGAUUGCUGCAGUUUUCCUGGGCGUCUAUGUUACAGUGGUAGUGGGUAAUUCAGUGUUUGUGCUGUUGUUUGUGUUUGAGCCAAACCUUCAAAAGCCCAUGUACAUCAUCAUGAUGAAUUUAGCUUUGGCAGAUAUUGGAUUCUGCACUGUGGUCUUGCCUAAAUUGAUCGCCCGUUAUUGGUUUAAUGAUGGGUCAGUUUCCUUUCAUGUUUGUAUGUUUCAAAGGCUACUUGUUCACUAUUUUGCAAACCUGAAUUUUCUUACUAUGAUGACCAUGGCCCUAGAUCGAUACUUGGCUAUCUGCUUCCCCCUCAGAUACCCUGUGCUAAUGACUAAUCGAACUAUGAUCCUCUUAACAGGCUGUUCUUGGACAUCUUCCCUGAUUAUCCCUGCCAUUAUUACAGUACAGGCCUCACAAAUGCCAUUCUGUGGACCAAACCAAAUUAUGCAUUUCUACUGUGAAACUCUGUCUUUAUAUAGUUUAGUUUGUGCUGACGUUAGCUUCCAGAGCUAUGCUUUCACCACUAUAGUUAUGUGUGUUCUUGUCAUAACUCUCUUUUUCAUCAUUUUCUUUUACAUCAACAUUGUAAUGUCUGUGGUCAGAACAGCCAGAAAUCAUAGCAGGCUAAAAGCCUUUUCUACCUGUGCCACACAGCUGUGCAUCAUCAGCAUCCAUUAUGCACCCCGCUUCUUUGUAUUCACAACACCUUAUCUACCCAAUGUGAAGUUUGAUGUCAAUCAAAGAAUAGCCUUCACUUUGUUUUAUUGGUUAAUCCCACCGCUAGUGAACCCAUUCAUAUACUUUUUCAGGACCAAAGAAGUCCGCCAACUGUUUCUGAAAUGGUGCAUUCAGAAAAAUGGAAGGGCCCACAAAAUCCAUAUUUUGUCUGUGUUUAAAUGA